Molecule: messenger RNA, 333 nt
Organism: Staurois parvus
Lineage: Eukaryota; Metazoa; Chordata; Amphibia; Anura; Ranidae
Source: the annotation of a GenBank genome assembly
UCCAAACACAACUGAUCGCAUGUACACAAGGAAAUGCUGGUUAUCGGCAUUCCUCUCCUCAUGCUGACAGCGCCUUCACUGAUCAUCAGGGCACUGAUGAUCAGUACCCUGAUGAUCAGUGUAGCCCCAUCAGUGCCACCUGUCAGUGCCCAUCAAUGCCACAUACCAGUGCUCAUCAGUGCCACGUCAAUGCCACAUAAAAGGUGCCUACCAGCGCACAUCACUGCAACAUAUCAGUGCCCCAUCAGUGCUGCCUUUCAUUACCAACUAUCAGUGCCAGUCAGUGUCACAUAUCAUUGCCACCAGUGCCAGUCAGUGCUGCCUAUCAGUGCA